Molecule: messenger RNA, 1627 nt
Organism: Eurytemora carolleeae
Lineage: Eukaryota; Metazoa; Arthropoda; Copepoda; Calanoida; Temoridae
Product: acetyl-CoA acetyltransferase, mitochondrial
Exons: 11
Coding region: 54-1277 (407 amino acids)
Biological process (GO): fatty acid beta-oxidation
Molecular function (GO): acetyl-CoA C-acetyltransferase activity
Source: RefSeq, a predicted model, not a curated record
AGUAUUUUAUUAUUUCAGAAGUAAGAGAUAAGAAAACGAGUUAUUGCUUGUCUAUGAAAAUGAAUCCAAGAAUUAUAAAUAUAAUCUCCAGACCCUAUUCUAGUAUCAGAAGAAGUGCCGUUGAGGAUGUUUUCAUUGUUGGACAUGCUAGAACACCGCUUGGGUCAUUUCAGGGUCAACUUCAGAGUUUAUCAGCGACAAGGUUGGGAAGCAUUGCAAUAGAGAACGCAAUCAAAGCAACUGGGAUAGAUAAAAGCGCAAUUGAAGAGGUGUAUAUGGGAUGUGUUGUACAGUCUGGACUAGGACAAGCGCCAGCUCGUCAAGCAGCACUAGGAGCUGGUCUUUCCAACACUACACCCUGUGCUACAGUUAAUAAAGUGUGUGCUAGCGCUCUCAAAGCGAUUACAAUGGCUACUGCUCAACUGGCAGUAGGACACAGAAAUGUCAUGAUUGCCGGAGGCAUGGAAAGUCUGUCCAACAGCCCCUUCCUUCUAGAAAGAGGAAGCACACCCUACGGAGGAAUAAACCUGAAGGAUAGUUGCAGUUUUGAUGCACUAACAGAUGCAUACUCAGGCUGGCAUAUGGGCAAAUGUGCAGAAAAUACAGCUGAGAAAUUAAACAUUUCCAAAGAUGAUCAGGACGAUUAUGGCAUUUUAAGUUACAGGAGGACAGAGAAGGCGAUUGAAGACGGAGUAUUCCAUGGAGAAAUUUAUCCUUUGGAAGUAAGGAAAGGAAAGAUAACAACUAUUGUUACAACGGAUGAAGAGGUUUCCAGGAAUGAUUAUGAAACUUUUCGAGAAACCAAAUUGUAUUGGGGUAAAACAGUUGCUGUCGGAUCGUCAAGUAAACUGGCAGAUGGAGCCACUGCUACUAUCCUUGCUAAUGAAACUGGACUCAAAAUGCACAAUUUGAAACCUCUAGCCCGGGUUAUUGCGUACUCCGAUUCUGCAGUGAAUCCCGUGGACUGGCCAGUGGCACCGGCAAAGGGAAUACAAGAUCUUCUUAAUAGAGCAGGGAUGAAAAAGGAAGAUAUAUCCAAGUGGGAGAUCAAUGAAGCGUUUGCAGUCGUAGUUUUGGCGAACGCUAGAAUUCUUGAUCUAAAUCUUGAGGAUGUAAACGUCCAUGGAGGAGCAAUAUCAGUCGGACAUCCAUUCGGGAUGAGUGGGGGUCGGAUAACCAACCAUCUGGUUCACACUCUAAACUCUGGAGAGUUUGGUGUAGCUAGUCUUUGCAACGGCGGAGGAGGAGCUGGGUCAAUACUUGUACAGAAACUUUGAUCCAUUAUUAUUAUGAUUAUUGCUCUUCAGAAACUUUUAUCAAUUAAAAUCAUGAUCACUGUUCUUCAGAAACUUUGAUCAAUACUCGCAGAGACAGUUUGAUCAAUUCAAUAUUUAUCAAUACUCAACCAGAAACUAUGAUCAUUUAUUUUGAUCCAUUCUCAGUACUCAUUCGUAAAAACACUUUGAUCAAAUAAAGUAAUGACCAAUGCUAUUACAGAAAUGUAAUCGAUCAUAGGUUUGAUCAAUAUUUUAAUUAAUCUAAUGUAAUAUCAAUGCAACGUUACCUAUUUAACCAUACAAUUUGUACUUUUUAAUUUAAGCAUUUAUCUGAUAAAUAAACUCUAGUU